Messenger RNA from Harpegnathos saltator (Jerdon's jumping ant), 1568 nucleotides. It is a transcript of the gene MFS18, whose product is annotated as major facilitator superfamily transporter 18. Bases 281 to 1552 code for a protein of 423 amino acids. The transcript is spliced from 8 exons. Lineage: Eukaryota; Metazoa; Arthropoda; Insecta; Hymenoptera; Formicidae. Gene Ontology annotation, biological process: ATP transport; transmembrane transport. The record is from RefSeq and is a predicted model, not a curated record. Gene Ontology annotation, molecular function: transmembrane transporter activity.
GUACUGAAAAUACAUAGGUUAUGUCAUGUAUACUAUAGAAUUUCAGUGCUGAUAGUGAAUAUCGGGACGCAGCCAUUAUACGCUGUUCAUGAAAUCGCUCUAUCGCAAUAGCGUUGGUAGUGUUUACGUUGAUAAUACUUUGAUAACGUCUUUCCGAAUGCACUUCAAAUAUGUGUGUGAGAAUUGCAACCCGUUCAAACAGAACAUCAAUGAAGUCUGACGUUCAAAGGCGGAAAUUAAAACGAUUGUCAACUAGUUAAACGACAUUAUUUACGUGAUAAUGCAACUGCAAGUGGCAUUGGACAUACCGCCGGAUGACAAGACCAGUUCAGCUUGGUCGAGAAAAGAGAGACGGAAAUGGUUCUUCUCAUUGCUUUGGGGAACAUGUUUGAUAUAUGCUACACGUACAUCUGUUCCUUUGCUGAUACCUGUUAUUAGCCAUGAGAAACACUGGUCAAAGCCAAACUCUGGUGCAAUAUUAUCUACUUUCUUCUGGGGAUAUAUGAUGACACAAGUAGCUAGUGGUUAUAUCAGUGAUAGAAUUGGUGGGCAGAAAGUAUUAUGGAUAUCUGCCUUUGGUUGGUCGGUAACAACUUUCUUUAUGCCAGAAAUCAUAAAUUUUUACAAGGGUAAAUUAUCCUUCUUGCCAGUUGUAUUUGUGAGGAUAGUGAACGGUGCAUUCCAAGGAAUGCAUUUUCCUAGCAUGAUUAGUCUGAUUAGUCAACACUUGCAUGAGGCAGAACGUGCCUCUUUUUUUAGCUUGUUGACAUCAGGAUCUGCUCUAGGUACAUUGCUCACAGGAUUCUUAGGCUCCUAUCUUUUGGAGAAUUAUAAUUGGAUGAUUGUCUUUCAAACUUUAGGGGGCAUGAGUUUGGCAUGGACAGCCUUAUUAAGCUAUCAAAUCCUGCCAUUUAAGGAAAGAACUGCUUCUAAGCCAGCCACUAGCUACACUUUGCCUUGGUCCACGCUUCUAUCAAAACUUCCAUUCUGGUCCUGUGUAAUUGGGCAUGCUUGUCAAAAUAAUUGUUUCUUUGUAUUAUUGUCAUGGAUGCCUACAUAUUUCCAUGAUACAUUUCCUGAAGUUAAGGGCUGGCUCGUAAAUAUGGUGCCAUGGUUGUCAAUGCUACCUUGUACAUUUUUGGGAAGAUCUCUGACUGAAAGAAUAAUCAAGGCUGGCUACUCUGUGACUGUUACACGCAAGAUAAUUCAAACGAUUUGUUUCAUUACAGAAAUUGGAAGUCUUUUGUUCCUGUCGACAGUGGAAACUCUUCAAGGCGCAAUACUGUGUCUUGCUCUGAUUAUCGGUGCUUCGGGCUUCCACAAUAACGCGAUUGCUGUAAAUCCUUCAGAUCUUGCACCAAAGCAUUCUGGUAGUGUUUUUGGUAUAAUGAAUACCAUCGGCGCGAUUCCUGGUUUCCUCGGUGUAUAUGUCGCCGGACACAUUUUAUAUCUCACACACAGUUGGUCUGUUGUUUUCCUAUUUAUUGCUGCCAUUGAUGCAUUAGGAUGUGUACUAUAUUUAUUAUUUGGCUCUGGCCUUGCAAUUAUAUAAACCUAUGCUCACUAAA